Messenger RNA from Hibiscus syriacus, 458 nucleotides. RefSeq names its product 40S ribosomal protein S30. The coding region runs from base 91 to 279 and encodes 62 amino acids. The record is from RefSeq and is a predicted model, not a curated record. Gene Ontology annotation, cellular component: cytosolic small ribosomal subunit; ribosome. Lineage: Eukaryota; Viridiplantae; Streptophyta; Magnoliopsida; Malvales; Malvaceae. Gene Ontology annotation, biological process: translation. Gene Ontology annotation, molecular function: structural constituent of ribosome. The transcript is spliced from 3 exons.
AAAACCUUAAACAAUGAUCUUCCUUGCAUGUUCUCUGCUCGCCGCUAGCAGCUCCACAGCCAAAGAGAAGUACUUUUGCAAUUAGUCGCUAUGGGUAAGGUUCAUGGAUCUUUAGCUCGUGCUGGUAAGGUGAGAGGCCAAACUCCUAAAGUGGCAAAGCAAGACAAGAAGAAGAAGCCCCGUGGCCGCGCUUACAAGCGGAUGCAAUACAACCGCCGCUUCGUUACAGCAGUGGUUGGGUUUGGCAAAAAGAGGGGACCUAACUCAUCUGAGAAGUAAGCGGGCUCUGUAGGUGAAGAAGGCAAGAAGCUUUAAUGGAAUUUAAGUCUUUGUUUUGUUUCGAUAAUGUUUUUAUGGUGCCAGUUUUUAGCUACUGGUUUCAAUGAUCGGAUUGAACUUUCAUGUUGUUUGCUAGAGAUGAUGUGAAUUUGUUAUCAAUUAUCUAAAUUUUUGCUUUA